Spinacia oleracea (spinach) is the source of this 2854-nucleotide messenger RNA. RefSeq names its product peptidyl-prolyl cis-trans isomerase CYP95. The transcript is spliced from 14 exons. The coding region runs from base 210 to 2570 and encodes 786 amino acids. The record is from RefSeq and is a predicted model, not a curated record. Gene Ontology annotation, cellular component: cytoplasm. Lineage: Eukaryota; Viridiplantae; Streptophyta; Magnoliopsida; Caryophyllales; Amaranthaceae. Gene Ontology annotation, biological process: protein peptidyl-prolyl isomerization; protein folding. Gene Ontology annotation, molecular function: peptidyl-prolyl cis-trans isomerase activity; cyclosporin A binding.
CAAAAGUGAAUGGGGACAAAUUAGUAACUUAGGUGGACACUAGGUUUUUCCUCUUGCACACACACUCUUUCUCCAUCACUCACGCAUUGAUUCUCUCUCUCCUAACGGUGGAUCAGCUGCCAUUGCUGCACUGCGCUCUCCUCUUUCGCCCAUUUCCAGACAACAGGGAAGUUGGCUUGAAUUUGCGAUACUAACUCACUAAGAGGGAGAUGGCCAAGAAGAAAAACCCGUUUGUUUUCUUGGAUGUGUCAAUUGACGGAGAUCCGUAUGAAAGGAUGGUUUUUGAGCUCUCUUCUGACGUAGUUCCAAAGACUGCCGAAAAUUUUCGUGCGUUAUGUACAGGAGAGAAGGGAGUUGGCCCGAAAUUAAGGAAGCCCCUGCACUACAAAGGGACCUUUUUCCAUCGGAUUGUGAAGGGUUCCAUGGCUCAGGGUGGUGAUCUCCUCAGACAAGAAGGUUCAGCUGGAGAAAGUAUAUAUGGGGACAGAUUUCCAGAUGAGUCACCAAAGCUAAAACAUGACGAACCUGGUCUCUUAUCAAUGUCAGUUGCUGACCGAGAUAAUCGUGGAUCUAUUUUUAGUCUUAUUUUCAAGGCUAACCAAACUCUUGACAGAAAGAAUAUAGUGUUCGGGAAGCUGGUACACGGUCAUGAAGUUUUGAAGAAAGUUGAGGAUGCAGGUCAUGAAGACGGAAGACCAGCUGUUACUGUCAAAAUUUGCAACUCUGGGGAAUUGAGUGAGAGUGAAAAGAAGAAACUGGGAAAGAAGGUGGCAAAGGAGGCAAGUUUGGAUGUGAGUCACGAAACACGACGAAAGGGGAAGCAUAAGAAAUCUUCAAGAGACAGAAGAAAGAGAAGAAGAAAAUAUUAUACAUCUGAAUCGGAUGAUUCUUCUGAUAGUGACUUUGAUAGUACGGAAUCUGAUACUGAUUCUGAAACCGACGCAUCUUCAUCAGAUGUCAGUUCCUCUAGUGAUGACAGGCGAAAGAAGAGAAAGAGAUCUUCUAAGCGCGAUAAAUACAAACGUGGGAAGCGUAGAGACAAGCGGCGUGAUAAAAAGCGCAAAAGGCAUGACAAGCGUUCAAGACGCAAGCCAAAAAGGACAUCUGAUAGUCUGAGUGAUACCAACAGUGAGAGCACCGAGGAUAGCUCUGAAGAAGAGGGCAAUGUGAAGGAUUCUGAUCCGAAGCAUAAGGAUGAUUUGCAGAAAAAUGCUGAGAACCAUCCUCCUGUUGUUGAGAGUGCUACCACUGUCAAUAAUCACAAAAGAAGUGAAGAAUCUGAUAAGUUUGAUGAUGAAGAAUUUAGAUCUCCAAAGGAAAAUGGAGAGCAACGAAGCAAUGGCUAUAAACAAGAUGCAAGAUGUAGCAGAAAUGAAGAUAGACAACCUGAUGUGGUAGAGGACCACCGAGGAAAAUCUAGGAGCCGGAGUGCAAGUCCCAAAAAGGCUAUGAGUAAGAGUAUGAGUAUCAGCCCCAGGAGUAUGAGCAGGAGCCGGAGUGCAACACCGCGAAGGAGUGUGAGCAGAAGUCCAAGUGUUAGCAAGAGUCCCCCUCUAGCUGUACAAAGAAGUCAUAGCAUUAGCAGAAGUCCAUUGAGGAAUGCCAGCAGGAGUCCUGCUAGAAGUCUCAGUAGAAGCCCAGCUAGAAGCCUCAGCAAAAGCCCAGUUAGAAGCCCGAGUGGAAGCCCACCAAGAAUUCGUCCUCGACGAAAUGCCAGUGUAAGCCCUGUCAUAUCCCCACCUCGAAGAAGUCCCAGUGGGAGCUACCGGGGAGGGUCAUCCCAAAAAUCAAUCGGUAGAAGCCCAGGACGAGUCGGCAGGAGAAGCAGUCCAAGCCCUGUACGUUCUCGUAGAAGUGUGAGCCCCAUAAGAUCUUCACAUAGAAGCUUAAGUAGAAGCUCAGGUCGGGCCCCAUCAAGAAGAGUUGUUAGCCGUAGUCCUGUUAGGUCUCCAAGGCGGAGCUAUCGUCGCAGCUAUUCUAGAAGUCCUGGCCGUCGAAGCCCUCCUUCCAUUCGCCAUAGGAGUAUGUCAAGAAGUGCUUCCCCCGAUGCGUCACCAAAACGUAUUAGAAGGGGUAGAGGUUUCAGUGACAGAUUCUCUUAUGCUCGAAAAUAUAGGACCCCUACUCCUGACCGUUAUCGGUAUGGUGGUCGUGACAGAUAUCCCAGUUACAGGAGAUUUUCUGACCGUUCUCCAAGGCGUUUCCGGAGCCCAAGAAGGUCUCCAAUAAGAUAUAGAAGAAGAAGAAGCAGGACAAGAAGUCCAAGUGUUUCAAGAAGUCCUCCUUAUCGUCGUCGUCGUUUUACCCGAAGCCCUGUUCGUUCUCCAAGUGAUCCUCCUCCCAGAUACCGUGCAUCUCCUCGUGCUGAAAAGCGGUUGUCAUCUAGCCGAAGUCAAAGUAGGAGUUUGUCAGCCUCAGGGUCCUCCAGGGGGGGAUCUCCACCUCCAAAAAGAGUUAGCAAGGAUAGGUCUCGGUCUCGGUCUCGGUCUAGGUCAUCAUCUGACAGUCCACCUGUGAAAAAGGGCCUGGUGUCUUAUGGAGAUGGUUCUGCUGAGGCCAGUCCUAGGUAGAAAAGUAGCUUUGGAUUCGCAUUAUUUUGGUUACUCUUUUCGGUUGAGAAUAUAUUUGGGGGAAAGUAUUUCCGUGAGCUAUGAGAUAGUGGUGGUUGUUUGUUAAGUGUAUGUUGAAUAAAUAGAUUUUACAUGGAUUUUUUUACAACAAUUACAUUGAUUUGGUCUUUAGUUAUGGAAGUAGAUCCUGUUUGACACUGUUCUGUCUUGAAACAAUGUAGUGUAUGAAGUUUUAUGUUUCGACUCUAUUAUUAUUUGUACACGGCUGUACCAUUUCAUUUUAA